AUGCAUUCAAUGGGUCAAGUUGAAACAGGCGGCAUCCAGUCGUUGUUACUGGCUUCCUCUACGCAGCCCGUGUACUUGAUAGCGGUGCAAGUCGAAGGAGGACAAGCGUUUAGCGACGAGUUUUACAAGAAAUUGUUGACCCCGCUAUUGGCUGGAAGCGACUACACUUUGGCCAGGUUGACCGCGGAGACAACCACUUCCUACCACCACUUGCUCGACACGGGAGUGUUUGACGAGGUGAAGGUCCGGGUCCAGCCAGACUACUACUCGACAGCUCCAUCGGUAAAGUCGUACAACCAUGAGAAAUCGAUCCCGGCAAAAGUCACCUUUGACGUUUCCCCUACUCCGCUCAACACCAGCCAGGGGUUUCUCAAGUUUGACGCUGAGGACUUUCUAAACCUCCAAUUGAACCAUGUAGAUAGCAACUUCAACGGCAACGGCGAGGUUGUCUCCGUGGGGGUCGACUACAACCCGUACAAGCCUCAUGACCAUUUAUUGAGCCAGUUUAAGUUUGCUUCCAGUUUGAAAGACCCGCGGUUCAAGGUUGUUUUGGACGGUGGGUACAACACCAAGGACAACCACGCGUGGCUGGACUUUCAAGAGAAUGAAUUGGGUGGUAAAAUAGGGAUCCAGUAUAAGGCCCCGGGGCCAUGGAGUGUUUUUGCUGGGUUGUCGUUGUUCAAGAGGAACCUUUAUGAUAUAGACGACAGCGCGCUGGACAAUCUCAAGUUCUUUGGUGGGCAGUUUUUGAAGUCCAGCGUUGCUGGUAGAGUCUGCUACAAGAAUGUUUCAUGUUUGGGCAAAGUGUUCCCUACUGAUGGAAUCGAGGUGGAGGCCGAUGCCGAGUUGAGCUCCGUACAAGAGCAAGCAAACCCCAGUAACAGCGGCGAGUUUGCCAAACUGAAGGUUAGACUAGGCCUCUACAAGUCGUUCCUUAACAUCACCACUAGUUUCACAGGGGAGGUUGGAGGCAUUUACAACUUCAACAGCAAGUUCCCCGUCCACACCUUGGACAAGUUUUAUCUCGGCGGACACAGCUCGUUUGUCGGGUUCAAGCAAAACAGCGUGGAGCCUAGUGGAGGGUUACUGUUUUACAAAUUGCAGGCCACUAUGCUUACAAAAGUGCCCCGGCUCUUCUACGCUCCGCCACAUAACGUGGAACCUACUUCCCCAUUGAGACUAUACUGUACAGCAUUACUAGGCAAUGUGGAUUCCAAGUUUUCCCUUACUGACAGCACCGCCGCGCUCUCGUACGGUGCCGGGUUAAAGUAUUUCAACCAGUGGGCCAACUUUGACUUGGGGUAUUAUUUCAGCAAGCGUCUGGGAGGAGACGAGAGUGCAGGCGUGCAGUUUUCAAUCUCUAUUGGCGCCUGCAAUCAUAGAUAG
Molecule: messenger RNA, 1386 nt
Organism: Lodderomyces beijingensis
Lineage: Eukaryota; Fungi; Ascomycota; Pichiomycetes; Serinales; Debaryomycetaceae
Source: the annotation of a GenBank genome assembly